ACCACCCUUGAAGAGAUACUGCUGCCCGCAAUGGCCUCUCAUCAACUUGCCAUUGCGAAGGCCUCUUUCUCCGCGGGGCUUUUACGCCCAGACCCUACGUCUGUCCCGCGCGACGAGAUUACAGCAUUCCAUACCUCACUCGACAGGGCGCUAUCGCAUUGCUCCCCAGCAAACAUCCAGACCUGUAAAGAAUGGCUUCUCAAUUACGUCGUCUCGUCGUCUAAUCGGGUAAAUGUUUGGGCCAAAUACCUGGUUGCGCUAUCCAGUUCAUUCAGCGAGGACGGAGAGCAACCGCAAGCCAAGCCGCAGCAGACCCAGUCCGCUUCCAUGAAAAGGAAAAGGUUGCACAUACUAUACCUGCUGAAUGAUUUAUUCCAUCAUACCAAGUAUCAUCUGGAUUCGACUGCCGCAUUUUCCACCUUUACUGGUUCAUCACAGCCGUACAUUGUGGAGUUGCUAGGCUACGCUGCUUCCUACGACCGAGAGAAGAACCCGAAACACCAUCGACGACUGGAUGCACUGUUGGAUAUUUGGGAUCAGCAUGGCUACUACGGCAGUGAUUAUGUCAACAAACUGCGGGAGGUGGUCAAGAACUCCGCAUUGUCGGGCCCUGUCAAGGCAUCCAUUGACGUCGAAGAAAGUAACACAGACUCUGCGAACCGACUUCCGAGCAAGGAUGUACCAUUUACCAUGCCAUCCACCCAUGGGGACCCGUCUACUCCUUACUAUGACCUUCCCGCUGGUAACCUUGUCCCUCACAUCAUCCCGGACUCAACUGCGCCUCUUCGUCCGGAUUCGGUCAAACCACUGCAAUUCCUGGCUGGGCCAGCGGAUGACAAGCUGGUAGACGCGUUAAAAGCGUUUCUAAAAGACGUUGAUCAGAUUUAUGGAGCCGAUAAACCAGAGCCCAAGGGAGAUGAGAUAGUCGAUAUAGACGAGCUAGGCCAGACAGUCAUUCGUGACGGGAUUACAGGCGACAUUCUCGAUAGUGAUACAUACUAUGGCUGGUCCCGAGGAUUCUGCCAACGGAUGAAGAGAAGCUCAAAAUCCGGCUCUCGAAGCCGGAGCCAAAGCCCUCACAAGAGAAGGCGUUACAGCGAUAGCCUCAGCGACGAUAGCAGACGGAGCAGAUCAAGGUCACGGACUCGCACACCACCUCGUAGAUUUGGCCGAUACGACUCUCGUUCACGCUCUGUUUCUCAAUCGCGAUCACGUUCCAGGGAGCGAUCUUAUUCCCCUCGCCCUCCAUCACCACCACGGAGUAUGCCCCCAGCACACCACCACAACCAGUUCAACAACGGGGUGCCUCCAGGCUUCCCCCCGCCGCCACUGCCAAUGCAUUUCCCACCGGGACCACCCGCAUUUUCUCAGGGUAUGCCAGGAGCACCUCCACCUCCACCUAAUUAUCAGGGGCAAUGGCCACCCCCGCCCCCACCUCUGCCAAAAUACGGCCCUUCCAACUUUCCACCCCCGUUCCAACCACAAGGUGGGCAGUUUCCUCAGCAAUUCCCCCCAGUACAUGUACCACAGGGACAGCAGAUGCCGCCGGGGUCUUAUCACUUCCCUCCGCCUCACUCUGGGAGAGGCUGGAACCAGCAUGGCUACCCGCCUGGCCGUGGAUGGAGAUAGAAAUGUUAUGUAUAAUAAGAUACUAAAAUGAUAAUCU
Messenger RNA from Aspergillus alliaceus, 1666 nucleotides. RefSeq names its product RNA polymerase II-binding domain-containing protein. Gene Ontology annotation, cellular component: perinuclear region of cytoplasm. Gene Ontology annotation, biological process: intracellular calcium ion homeostasis. The transcript is spliced from 2 exons. NCBI's taxonomy places the organism in Eukaryota, Fungi, Ascomycota, Eurotiomycetes, Eurotiales, Aspergillaceae. Bases 31 to 1629 code for a protein of 532 amino acids. The record is from RefSeq and is a predicted model, not a curated record.